Molecule: messenger RNA, 1623 nt
Organism: Nerophis lumbriciformis (worm pipefish)
Lineage: Eukaryota; Metazoa; Chordata; Actinopteri; Syngnathiformes; Syngnathidae
Source: RefSeq, a predicted model, not a curated record
AUGGCUGCUCAGCUGGUUGAAUGUGUCCCCAACUUCUCAGAAGGCAAAAAUCAAGAGAUUAUUAACGCCAUAUCGGCAGCCAUUAGCAACACACCCGGGUGUACCCUGCUGGAUGUCGAUCCCGGAACCUCCACUAACCGGACCGUAUACACGUUUGUGGGUCCUCCUGAUUCUGUUGUGGAAGGAGCGCUGAAUGCUGCUCAAAAGGCAUUCAGCCUUAUUGACAUGAGCCACCACUCAGGUGAGCAUCCUCGUAUGGGAGCACUGGAUGUCUGUCCUUUCAUCCCUGUGCAGAACGUCACAAUGGAGGACUGCAUCCGCUGUGCCAACAUCUUCGGACAAAAACUGGCAGAUCUGCUAAAUGUGCCAGUCUUCCUUUAUGGUGAAGCAGCACGCUGCGAUGCACGUAGGAGUCUUCCAUCUGUGAGAGCUGGCGAGUAUGAAGCUUUAGCUGAUAAACUCAAAAAGAAGGAGUGGGCUCCAGACUUUGGCCCCGCUACAUUUGUCGCAUCAUGGGGUGCCACGGUGACGGGUGCACGAAAGUUUCUCAUCGCAUACAAUGUAAACCUCAUUGGGACCAAGGAGCAGGCGCAUCGCAUAGCGCUGGAUAUAAGGGAGCAAGGCAGAGGAAAAGACCAGCCAGGAAUAUUGAAAAAGGUUCAAGCCAUCGGUUGGUACUUGGACGAGGCCAACAUAGCUCAGGUGUCAACCAACAUCUUGGAUUACGAGCAAACGCCCCUCCACUGUGUCUACGAGGAGAUCUGCAAGGAUGCGGAGGAUCUGAAGCUGCCUAUCGUCGGCUCUCAGAUUGUUGGUUUGAUACCUCUAAAAGCUCUUCUGGAUGCUGCAGACUUCUACAUUGCCAGGGAACAACUCUUCAUUGUGGAAGAGGAACAUAAAGUCAGACUGGUGAUCAGCAAGUUGGGCCUUGACUCACUGGGUCCAUUCAAACCAAAGGAGCGGAUAAUUGAAUACAUGGUGGGGUCGAACGAUGAGGGCCCCCUGGUAUGUCUUUCUCUGCAGCAGUUCAUUCGCAGUGUGGGUGCUCGGACAGCUGCUCCUGGUGGAGGCUCAGUCUCUGCCGCCGUGGCUGCUCUGGGAGCAGCACUGGGUGCCAUGGUGGGCCAAAUGACUUAUGGCAAGAGGCAGUUUGAAGCUGUAGACGGUGUGAUGAGGAAACUGAUUCCACCUUUUUAUCAUGCCAUGAACGAACUGCUGGACAUGGUGGACAGAGACUCAUCUGCCUUCAACAGCUAUAUGGCCGCGCUGAAGAUGCCCAAAAAUUCUAAAGAAGAAGUAAAAAGUCGUGAGGUGGCCUUGCAAGGAGGGCUGAAACAAGCAGUGAGUGUCCCACUGGCUCUGGCCGAGAAGGUCAGCACCCUCUGGCCACCACUUAAAGAACUCGUCUUAUACGGGAACAUCGGCUGCAAAUCAGAUGUUCAGGUUGCAGUCAAAGCAUUGGAAACAGCUGUUUUUGGGGCCUACUACAAUGUCAUUAUCAACCUUAAAGACAUCACAGAUGACAAUUUCAAGAAGACGACUCAGUCCAGAGCAUCGGCAUUGUUAGAGGAGGCAAAGAACUGCGCUGCCACCAUCCUUGAAGUUGCAGACAAGCGAACCUGA